Molecule: messenger RNA, 633 nt
Organism: Nicotiana tabacum (common tobacco)
Lineage: Eukaryota; Viridiplantae; Streptophyta; Magnoliopsida; Solanales; Solanaceae
Source: RefSeq, a predicted model, not a curated record
GGAUAUGGUCUAACUGAGAGUACGGGAGCAGGUACAGGGAUGAUAAGACCUGAGGAAACAGACCGAUAUGGAUCUGCUGGUCGCCUUGCGGAUAAUUUGGAAGCUAAGAUAGUCGAUCCUGAUAGUGGAGAGGCCUUACCUCCCGGGAAGCGUGGAGAGCUUUGGAUACGCGGGCCAACAAUCAUGAAAGGUUAUGUUGGAGAUAAACAAGAAACAUCAGCCACUCUUAAUUCAGAAGGUUGGCUAAAAACUGGUGAUCUCUGCUAUUUUGACUCGGAUGGGUUCCUGUUUAUUGUUGAUAGGCUAAAAGAACUGAUAAAGCACAAGGCAUAUCAGGUUACCCCUGCUGAACUGGAACAGUUGCUUCAAUCAAUUCCUGAAAUUGCUGAUGCAGCAGUUAUUCCAUAUCCUGAUGAAGAAGCAGGGCAGAUUCCAAUGGCUUAUGUUGUCAGAAAACCUGGGAGCACUAUUAGUGAGUCACAAAUUGUGGAUUCAAUUGCAAAACAGGUUGCACCAUACAAAAAGAUACGGCGUGUUGCAUUCAUUAACUCAAUACCAAGAUCUCCAGCAGGAAAGAUCUUGAGAAGAGAACUCAUUGAUCAGGCCAUUUCUGGUACUUCAGCUAGAUUAUGA